Molecule: messenger RNA, 615 nt
Organism: Micromonas commoda
Lineage: Eukaryota; Viridiplantae; Chlorophyta; Mamiellophyceae; Mamiellales; Mamiellaceae
Exons: 1
Coding region: 1-615 (204 amino acids)
Molecular function (GO): protein binding
Source: RefSeq, a predicted model, not a curated record
AUGUCCUGCGCCGCGUCCGCCGUCUUCAGCCGUCCCGUCGCCCUCACGGCGCGGCGCGGCGCCCCCGCCUCCCGCCGGGCAUCCUCGCUCCGGUGCGAGGCCGCCGGCAUCAAGACGGGCAAGGCUGUCUGGAGGGGCGAGAACACGACGGAGGUGGGCAACGGCGAAGGAUUCGAGACGGAGUUCCUGUUCGACCUCGGCGGCGAGACCCCCGCGCCGGUGAAGGGUCUCCGGUUCAAGAAGGACUCCGAGGUGGUCACCGUGACCAUUCCGAGGCCGCUGGGCAUCGUGUUCGAGGAGAAGCUCGACGGCAUCUACCAGAAGAUCGUGGUCGACGAGGUGCUCGAGGGAAGCAACGCAUCCAAGGCUGACGUGAAGGUUGGGGACGUCCUGCGGAUCACCACCGCGGUGUUCAACGUCCCCGGGGUCAUCGACGUCACCGCGUGGCUCAACCCGCCCAAGAGCAGCAACUGCAAGGCGUUCUACGUGGCGGAUCAGAAGCCGUUCGACAAGGUGAUGGACGCCAUCAAAUCGCACGCCGUGCCGGUGGACACUCCGGAUGGUCCGAUGGAGGUGGAGGAGGUCGGACUCGUGCUGGAACGGCCGACGGCGUGA